Neogale vison (American mink) is the source of this 3122-nucleotide messenger RNA. RefSeq names its product tumor suppressor candidate 3 (gene TUSC3). NCBI's taxonomy places the organism in Eukaryota, Metazoa, Chordata, Mammalia, Carnivora, Mustelidae. The coding region runs from base 49 to 837 and encodes 262 amino acids. The record is from RefSeq and is a predicted model, not a curated record. The transcript has 9 exons. Gene Ontology annotation, cellular component: oligosaccharyltransferase complex.
GGUGAUAAAUUCCGAAAAUUUAUAAAGGCACCACCUCGAAACUAUUCUAUGAUUGUUAUGUUCACUGCUCUUCAGCCUCAGCGGCAAUGUUCUGUAUGCAGGCAAGCUAAUGAAGAAUAUCAAAUACUGGCUAACUCCUGGCGCUACUCGUCUGCCUUUUGCAACAAACUCUUCUUCAGUAUGGUGGACUAUGAUGAGGGGACAGAUGUUUUCCAACAGCUCAACAUGAAUUCUGCUCCUACAUUCAUGCAUUUUCCUCCAAAAGGCAGACCAAAAAGAGCUGAUACUUUUGACCUUCAAAGAAUUGGAUUUGCUGCUGAACAACUAGCAAAGUGGAUUGCUGACAGAACGGAUGUUCAUAUUCGAGUCUUCAGACCACCCAACUAUUCUGGCACCAUAGCUUUGGCCCUGUUAGUGUCACUCGUUGGCGGUUUGCUCUAUCUAAGAAGGAACAACUUGGAAUUCAUCUAUAACAAGACUGGUUGGGCCAUGGUAUCUCUGUGUAUAGUUUUUGCUAUGACUUCUGGGCAGAUGUGGAAUCAUAUUCGUGGACCUCCAUAUGCUCAUAAGAACCCACACAAUGGACAAGUGAGCUACAUUCACGGAAGCAGCCAAGCUCAGUUCGUGGCAGAGUCACACAUUAUUCUGGUACUAAAUGCUGCUAUCACCAUGGGGAUGGUUCUUCUAAAUGAAGCAGCAACAUCCAAGGGAGAUGUUGGAAAAAGACGGAUAAUCUGCCUAGUGGGAUUAGGCCUGGUGGUCUUCUUCUUCAGUUUUCUACUUUCAAUAUUUCGUUCCAAAUACCACGGCUAUCCUUAUAGCUUUUUAAUUAAAUGAAGCCAAGUGGGAUUUGCAUAAAGUGAAUGUUUACCAUGAAGAUAAAGUGUUCCUGAGAUAUAGUUUGAAUUCUUGAGUUCAUAUCCACAUUCAUUGUGAUAAUUCUAGCUUAUUCUUGUACAAUUUUUGAAAUGUGUUUUCCUAGCCAAUUUAAUUUAUAGAAGUGGAUAGUUAAGAUUCAUAUUAGCACUGGAAAGAACAAGAAAUACUGAAGUGUUUUCAAGCAUAUUAUAUUCAGUGUAUGCUGUAGGACUGAAAUAAAUGACAAUGUAAAUUAUGAAUUCAUGUGUUAGAACUGUUCACUCAUUAGUAAAGAAAACCACAAUGUUAGUAAGGGAAAACUAUGAAAUAUAUGUUAAAGAAUCCUUAAGGUUGUACAGAGAUAAGGUAUAUGCAUGAAAAUAUGUCACAUACUGAGAAAAUAUAUUCCUUGUCAUUUCAGUAUAAAGGUUGUGUGUAUGGUUACAAAUGUUUUGUUGUUAUUAAUCACAAUUAGAGGCAGGGAGCUGGAUGAAUAGUGCCUACAACUUAGAAGCUUAACCUGGGAAAUGGGAGGUUUUUUCCCAGGACAUAAAUUUUAAAAACGAACAGGUCUAAAUCAGUAAGCUUGAAGGUAUUAGGUAUCUGGAAGCAACACACCAGAAGUAGAAAUUAAUUCCCUCUCUAAAUUUAGAAGGGUCACCCAGGAAUCCAGACUUGUGAUUGCAAAACUAACCCGGAUGGCCAUUUUCCCCUGUAUUAUAUGGAAGAAGUUUGCCAUCAAAACCUCAUUCCCUGAAUCCAGAUAAAAAUUAUCCUAUAUAUGAGUGACUCAGUGAAGCUUUUUUGAAAACCAAAUAUUGGAGUCUAACCAUUACUACGUUUGUAUAUCUUCUUUUAGUUUAUAAAGCACUUUUGCAUAUGUUAUUUUCUUCACAUCAACCCUGUAAAUUAGACGAUUUAAAAUUUUUUUCUGACUUACAGAAGUAUUAGAAGCUGAAAGCCAGAAAGAAUAGAAAAAUAGGGCUUAUGAACUGGGCUUUCGAACUCUCAAAUCUGAAUUUUUGUUUUCUUUGGUGCUAAGGAAGAAUUUAAAAACACAGUUUAGUAAACUUUGUUUUUCCUUUUCUAAAGGUUUUGUUAUCUAAUUUUGGCUAAGAUCUAAAUAAUAGACCAUGGAAAACUGAGGAGUUUCAGGUGUACAGUCUCAAACCAAGUGCACAUCUACUAAAUUUAUUUAUUUCAUACCUUUAUGAAAUUCAAUAAAGAAUGGGAAAUAUAAAAAUCCUACAGGGGCAUAUGAAGCUAAGUUCCAGGGCAGUAUGUGUGCUAGAAAUAAGUUAUCUUGUCAAAAUAGGAUAUUCAGUGAAAAUUGCAUAAUAAUUCAGAACUCUGUUCACCUUACCGCAUAUUCCCAAAUCUGUUAUUAAAAAGCACAUUAAGUUCCCUAGUUCCUGUUCAAAGUGUGGUAAAUUUAGUACAGGAAUGGCAUUUAUGGAAAAACAUUAAGUUAUCAUGAUCAUUUGUUUAAUGCCUAUCCCUAGGUAGCACUUGACCUGUAAAUGUAAAUCCAUUGAGUAUUUUUACAUUUUCUAAGAUUCAUUCAGAACAGGCAUUACAAUUGGAAUCUGAAACCAAACUUUACAUGUAAACACAUGUUUAUUAUAAUUAUUUUUGUCUCCUUAAGGCUCAAAGUUGUUAUUAAACAACACACAUUUGUCUAUAAAACUUUAAUAAAGUCAGACAAUGACCAAGGUAAGGAGAACUUCUCUAUUUCAGAUUAGUAAAAGUUUUGUAGCCUGUAUUAUGUAAUUCCCUUUCAGUAAUAUAUGCCUCAACAACAAAAAAUUUUUAGCAUUUUAUAGCUAGAGAGCUGUCACUUUGCUAUAGCCUGUUGUUACAUUAGGGAAGUGAUUCUGGAGGGAAAUAAACUGCCUCAAGACAAGUUGUUACUGGAAAGUGCUAUGGGCAAAACUACGAAGAGUGGUUCAAAUGUAGUUUCGCUUCAGAAUUUAGAAUAUGGAAGAUCAUGUAUGUAAUAUAGGCUAUCUUUACCUUUGCCAAACAAAUUAAAUUGAAAAAUUAAUUCUUAUCUGGUAUGCUGUAUCCUGCAAUGUCACUUUUCAACCAGAUGUACUGUAUUGAAGUCUCCCUUAAAAACUGAUUAUAUGUUGCACAGUCUUCAGUUAGAAUAAAAAGAAUUGCUUUCCUACCCAGAGGAAAAAAUCUUAACAUAAAAUCCCAUCCAAAGGAGUGUAAUUUCUAACAACAUCUAAUGAAUAAAAUGUUGCAUUUUGCUCAGCAUA